Messenger RNA from Iphiclides podalirius (scarce swallowtail), 5718 nucleotides. The record is from the annotation of a GenBank genome assembly. Lineage: Eukaryota; Metazoa; Arthropoda; Insecta; Lepidoptera; Papilionidae.
AUGCUCGUUCGUAGUGAAACCCGCCUCGACGACAAGAGACGAACCAACCGAUCAGUGCCGGACACGAGUCAGAAGCAACCGGCCGCCGUCGCGUCUCACUCGUCCCACGGCAGCUCAUCCGACACGCUGAGGAAAUCGAGUGAGGACUUUUCACGAAAACACUUAUCAGACCUAAUCGAAGACGAAGAAGACGAGGUAACCAGCAGUCUACCAGAUAAACACCGCACGUUUAGAAAGGCAUCUACCGCUAGCAGCACAUUCAGCGGCACAUCGAUGGACGCUCUCUGGGAGAAGCACCCGCGUCGCCUCAGCGAGGCUGGCCUUAGGAGGUCCUCAGAUCACAGCGUCAUAUUAACUGAAGACACUGAUAGUUUUAUAAUCGGCGAGCGAGUCUGGGUAGGUGGUACCAAGCCUGGUCAAAUCGCGUAUAUCGGUGAGACUCAAUUCGCUCCUGGGGAUUGGGCCGGUAUCGUUCUCGACGAUCCAAUCGGCAAAAAUGACGGCUCAGUUGCGGGUGUCCGUUAUUUCCAAUGUCCUGAAAAGCGUGGCGUUUUCUCUCGUCUGACACGUUUGACCCGAACACCGCUUGUAACUCAUGGCCCACAUGACGCAUCGCCGAUCUCUGAUGCCGGAAGCGUCUUCGAACGACCACCGUCUGGUGCCGCUAGACCCAGGCGUACACUCUCUCCCAAUGGAAGCGUACGCAGUGUCGUUAGCAGUAAAAUGAAUGCUUCGAUUUCGACCACGACCAACGGAGAACUCCGCCUGGGUGAUCGUGUUAUAGUGUCGAGCAGCCGAGGCAGUAAAGCUGGCGCUUUACGAUACGUCGGUGUAACUGAAUUCGCGUCUGGUGUGUGGGCAGGCGUUGAACUCGAUGAUCCUCUAGGAAAGAAUGAUGGUUCGGUUGAUGGCAAGAGGUACUUCGAGUGCGCGCCGCGCUUCGGGUUGUUCGCGCCGAUCGCGAAGGUGUCCAAGUCGCCGUCGAACCGGAAGCCGGGCGCGUGCGCGAUCCACAGCAACGGGCGCGCGACGCCCGUGAGGCGCUCCAACUCGCGGGAGUCGCUGACGUCGCUCGGCACCUCGGUGGCGUCGUCGCGCGUGGGGCCGCACCGCUCCGCGCCCAACCUCCACGACAAGACCCUGCUCGUGAAGCACGUGGAGCGCGACCGCUGCGCCGUGAUCGCUGUUCCCACGCCGCGCGUCUACUACGACCUGGUAUUCCGCUCCGAGCCCAAGUGCAACGAACUCAGGGCCCGCAGGUGGUCCAGUGACACGCUGCCCAAGUCGUGGCGGUGCUCGGAGAGCGUGUUGAGCUUCGAGCGAUCACGGCGCAGCGAGUCGAGUGGCUCCAGCGGGGUGGCGUCCGCGAGUGAGGUCGUCCGAGUGGGGGGCCGGCCGGCCGCCGUGACGAGGGCCAGCCGCAGGGUCGCCGGCGACCUGUUUGUCGACAUGCCGCCGCCGCGCACUCACUUCUCCGGAUUCGGCAAGAGUUACCAUUUCUCUUGCGUGUCCCCUUUCCAGUUCACCUAUCCCUACGUGCGGGCCGGUCCGAGGGCCUCCUCCACGCCGGUCAGCGCCAAGAACGCGUUGCAGGAGCUAUUGCGCGAGAAGCAACAUCAUCUGGAGCGGUUAAUGCGCGAGCGGGAAUUGGAGCGAGCCGAGAUUGCCAGAGUGUCCCUUCAGGUGGAGAGAGCGGAGAACGCUUUAGAACUAGUUAAAAGGGAAGCCACACAGACAAACACCGAAAAUGCGAAGCUCAAGGUUGAAUUGGACAAGCUCAACAAAAUGCUGGAGGACGAAAGACAGAAGGUCGAAGAUCUCAUGUUCCGUAACGAAGAAGAAAAUAUCAAUAGAGAGGAUUAUAAUAGAUACAAAGAGGCGAUGGAGCAAGAGAAAGCGGCUAGAGAGCAACACAUCAGAGAGCUUGAGGCCGAAAUAGCACUUCAGGCUGCAAGAGCCGAAACUACGGCAGCAGCGCUUAAAGUUUUAGAAGACCAACGCAGUUCUGAAAUUGCCACAAUGGCUGAACAACAUAAAGAAGAAUUGUCAGCCGCGCAUACCUUAUCAUCGGAACUGCAGAAAUUAUUGGAUGAAGCAUAUGCUCUUCUAAAAGAAAAAGAAAAUGAGAAAGAUUCCUUAGGAAAGAGUAUGUCAGAAGAGUUAUCUAGACUUAAAUUAGAUUCAGAAAAGGCGUUAAACGAGGCCAAAACUAAAAUUGCUAUAGCCCAAACAGAAUUUGAAACUCAAGUCUCCGUAUUGACAGCCAAAUUGCAACUAGCCGAAUCCAAACUCGACGCAGAGAAACAGAACGUGGAAAGGCUUAAUAAAGAGAACAGCCAAACAGUGAUUGAUCUCAAUACUAAAAUAAGUCAGCUACAAGCAGCACUUGAUGACAAAGCACUAGAGUUAAAUAAGGUUCUGGGAACGAGCAAAGAACAUGAAGUAAGUCUUAAUAAAGAAAUAACUAAAUUAAAAAUGGAGUUAAGCGCAAGAAUUUUAGACAUUGAACAAUUAGAAGAUUUAAGGAAAAAACAAGAGACUGCAAACAAGAGUUUACAAGAUGCAAUAAGUGAAGUCAAAGAAGAGUUAACAAAUAAAGUGAAUGAGUACGAAAGUUUCUUUGCUGAAACGGCUCAACAAAACGAGAAGAACAGAGCAGAAAUAUUGAAAUUGCAACAAAGUUUACAUUCUAAGACAAAAGACUACGAAAAAUUACUUUCCGAGUCAACUGAAUCGUCUCACGCUAGUGAAAAAUUAAUUAAUGAGUAUAAACAAACACUUCAUGAAAGAGACAAGGAAAUUAUAAAACUUAAAGAUGACUUUGAGCAAACUACAGCUAAUUUUAAUAUUAAACAUAGUAAAAUUGCUGAAGAACAUAAAAAAGAAAUUGAUGACCGAAAUUUAAAAAUAGAACAACUUAUAAAAGAAAUCGAAGGCCAAAAACUUGCUUUAGAUGAAAGCAAAGUUGAACUAGAUACUCUUAACACUAAAUUUACUCUUAACGUUGACGAAUUAAAAGCUUUAAAACAGGAAAAUGAACGUUUAAAACAUUCUCUAGACGAAUUAACCAGAGUCCAUAAUGAAUUGAAAGAAAAGAUGUCUACUAUGGAACUAGAAAUUGGAGAACUGAAGCGCCAAUUAAAUGGCAGCAUUGAAAAAUGUGAAGAGUUACAGACUUCAAAAGAAAAAGUAGAGAAAGAAUAUAUGAGCCUCACAGGACAAACAACAGACUCAAAUGAACAGUUCAAUAAAUUAUCGCAGCACCUAAAAGAUACUGAAAAUGAACUGCAAGAGUUGAGAAAUAAACAUAGGGAAGUUAGUAAUAAUUACGGACGAACAGAACAAGAACUGAAACAAAAACUAUUUAAAUUGCAGGAAGAUUUUUCAGUAGAACGUGGUCAAUUAUUAGAUUCUAUUAACGAAAAUGUUGAAAAAUAUAAAACCGUAGAAAACAAAAUUAAAGAUUUUGAAAUUCACGUAAAUGAAGCAAACAAUCGUAUAAAAGAAAUAGAGAAUCAAAACGAUUCACUGUUAGAUGAAAACUCUAUUCUUAAAAGAGAAAUAGAGAGUCUUAAAAUAAAAGAACAGGAAAUAAAUGUAGAGUAUGAAGCCAUACGUAAAAAGUUAGAAUUGGAAAUUGACAGAUAUAAGGAAGAAGUAUCAAUACUAAAAGCUGAGGGUGCGACAUCAGAGGUGAAAUUAAUGGAGAAAGUCGAUCAACUUACAGAAGCACAAAAUGACUUAAAUAAUAAACUAGAAGAAGCGAGAAAACAUGAAGAUUCCUUACAAAAAAUAUUAGACGACAUGACAGCGCAAAUGAACAAUCAAACAGUUCAGCACCAAAAAGAAAUUCUUCAAGUCCAAGAUCAACUGUCCUCAGUGAAUGACGAAUUAAAUAAAUAUAAGGCGGAGGAACAGAAAAUAAACGAAGUUUUAGAAGAAAAGCAAAAUGUAAUAAAAGAUUUAAGUCUGAAAUUGGAAAUGAUGGAAAUUGAUGUUAAAUCAAAUGUAGAAUUAGUUACCGAAAAAGAACGGCAAUUGGCACAAGUAAAAGAAGAGCUAAGUAAAGUGACAGAAAACAAACAAAAGUUAGAAGAACAACAUAAUAACUUAUCAUUAGAAACAUUGACAAUAAAACAAAAAUAUGAAAAUUUGUUAAGCAAUGCAUCAGCUGAAGAAUCAAUAUUAAAAGAGCAACUAGAUCAAAUGGAGUCAGUAAAAAAAGAAAUAUCGAUAAUUAAUAAUGAAAAAACAAUUUUAGAAUCAAAACUAAAUGAUGCAUCAACUGAGCUCGCCCAAUUAAGAGUCAAAUCGGAGGAUGCUGAAAAUAAGCUAAAAGAAAAUAUGAACAUGACGACAAAUCUGUCGAAGGAAGUUGAGAAAAAAGAAAAAUUAAUUCAGAAUUAUAUUGAACAAAUUAACACUGAUUCGGUAAAAUUCAAAAAGUUAGAAGAAGAAAUAGCUGAUAUAAAAACGAAAUUGAUUAACAAAGAUAAAAUUAUAGAAGAAAACGAAAAACAACUGUUGAAAUUAAAAGAGUCUUUAACAUCAGGUUCUGAUGAAACGCAGCAAGCUUUUAAGGUGCUACAAACGGAAAGUGAACAGUUGAAGGAAAAGCACAAAAGUGAAAUUGAAACACUUACAAAUGAGACAAAAUCGUUAAAAAAUACAAUAUCUGAAAAAGAAAAAGAAAUAGAGACCCUACAAAAAACAGAGGAAAAAAUUAUUGAACUACAACAAUUACUAGAAAAAUCCGAAAGUGAUAUCAGGAAAUUGACAAAUAUCAAUGAAGGACAAAAGUUAAACUACGAAGAUCUGAACAACCAACUUCAAGUGCAGUUCAAUGAAUAUAAAAAGGAGAACAAAAACUUAAGGCACGAAUUAAAUAAUACAGUACAUGAUUACGAGAAACAGCUUCAAGAAACAAAGGACAAACUUAAAGCAGAAAUAGGAAUACAAAAUCAGCUCCAAAGCAAACUUGUGGACUCUGAAAAGAGAAUAUUAGAAUUAUCAGAAAAAUUAGAAUUGAUAACAGUCCAACAGACUAGUGAAGGGAACAAAGACGAAAGAUUAGAAAAGUUGACCAUUGAAUUACAGGCAGCAAGAAAAUUAAGUGCCGAUAGUUUGGCGAAUAGUGAAAUGACAAUAAAUAAUCUUAAAACGGAAAUUGAGAAGAAAAUUAAGAAUUUAAAAGAAAAAGAUGAAACUAUAACAAAGCUGCAGGAAGAUCUGAAGAAUAACAAAAUCAAAGUGGAAAUGGCGGAAAGAGAAAAACUUUUAAUGCAAAAGGAAAUGGCUUUAAUUGGUAAAAACUUAAGAGACAAAAAUGAUAAUGACGCUAUGGGCACUUUGGGACAAGGAGAUACCACGACAAUUCAAGAUGAUAAAGAAACUAUAGACGGCCAAGUCAGUUUCUUGAAUUCGGUAAUCGUUGACAUGCAACGUAAAAACGAGCAGCUAAUGGCUAGAGUCCAAGCACUGGAAGGCGGCACAUCGCCCGACGAACCGCCGCUUUUUAACGGCCGAAAAACGCGAGCGCCGCGGCUCUUCUGCGACAUAUGCGACGUUUUCGACUCACACGACACGGAGGAGUGCCCGCGCCAGGAGGCGGCGACGCCCCCGCCGCCCGCGCGCGCCCCUCCGCCGCCGCGGCCCUACUGCGACAUUUGCGAAGUUUUUGGUCACGCAACGGAAGAUUGUGACGAAGAAGAAACUUUU